AUGACAACAGUACAACAUCUGACAAGUACAACAUCUGACAACAGUGCAACAUAUGACAACAGUGCAACAUAUGACAACAGUGCAACAUAUGACAACAGUGCAACAUCUGACAACAGUGCAACGUAUGACAACAGUGCAACAUAUGACAACAGUGCAACAUAUGACAACAGUGCAACAUAUGACAACAGUGCAACAUCUGACAACAGUGAAACAUAUGACAACAGUGCAACAUAUGACAACAGUGCAACAUCUGACAACAGUACAACAUCCGACAAUGCAACAUAUGACAACAGUGCAACAUAUGACAACAGAAUAACAUCUGACAACAGUGCAACAUCUGACAACAGUGCAACAUCUGACAACAGUGCAACAUAUGACAACAGUGCUACAUCUGACAACAGUAUAACAUCUGACAACAGUGCAACAUCUGACAACAGUGCAACAUCUGACACCAGUGCAACAUAUGACAACACUGCAACAUAUGACAACAGUGCAACAUAUGACAACAGUGCAACAAAUGACAACAGUGCAAUAUUUGACUACAGUGCAACAUAUGACAACAGUACAACAUUUGAUAACAGUGCAACAUCUGACAACCGUGCAACAUAUGACAACAAUGCUACAUCUGACAACAGAAUACCCUAUGACAACAGUGCAACAUAUGUCAACAGUGCAACAUAUGACAACAGAAUAACAUCUGAUAACAGUGCAACAUAUGACAACAGAAUAACAUCUGACAACAGUAUAACAUCUGACAACAGUGCAACAUAUGACAACAGUGCAACAUAUGACAACAGUGCAACUAAUGUUAUUACGCGUAAAGUUGUAGUCAGAGCACAUAAAGCCUUUGGCCAAUGA
Messenger RNA from Haliotis rufescens (red abalone), 858 nucleotides. RefSeq names its product papilin-like. NCBI's taxonomy places the organism in Eukaryota, Metazoa, Mollusca, Gastropoda, Lepetellida, Haliotidae. Bases 1 to 858 code for a protein of 285 amino acids. The record is from RefSeq and is a predicted model, not a curated record. The transcript has 2 exons.